This is a messenger RNA of Drosophila mojavensis, 1360 nucleotides long. It is a transcript of the gene Ak3, whose product is annotated as GTP:AMP phosphotransferase AK3, mitochondrial. Lineage: Eukaryota; Metazoa; Arthropoda; Insecta; Diptera; Drosophilidae. Gene Ontology annotation, cellular component: mitochondrion; cytoplasm. The transcript has 2 exons. The record is from RefSeq and is a predicted model, not a curated record. The coding region runs from base 253 to 906 and encodes 217 amino acids. Gene Ontology annotation, molecular function: ATP binding; AMP kinase activity. Gene Ontology annotation, biological process: nucleobase-containing compound metabolic process.
CGUUUGAAUUCAGUUGAUAUUUGCCUGCCGGCAACAGCAGAAGCAGAUUUUGAUACCCACAUCAGUGGGGGAAUGUGUGUGUCUGAUUGUGUGCCUAUGUUUGUGUGUGUAUAUUUGUUAGCGCACAAGAUUUUGAUUUAGAAUAAUACGCAACAAAUUCUAAUAAUUAUUAUAAUUAGUACGCGAGCUAAAAUUGAAUACAAAUAAUCAACCGUAACAGCGUAAAUUCAAUAAAAAUAUCAUUUAUUCAUUAUGUAUACGAAAAUAUUUCGUGCUGUGAUAAUCGGCGCUCCCGGAUCGGGAAAAGGCACCAUCUCGGAUCGUAUUGUGAAGACGUUCGGGUUUCUCCACAUUUCCUCGGGGGACAUUCUGCGCCAGAAUAUCAUCAAAAAUACCGACCUGGGCAAGAAGGCUCAACAGUACAUUGCCUCCGGCCAGCUGGUACCAGAUGAUAUUAUGACCAAGACAAUGAUCGCCCGCAUCACCGAGGUGGGCAACAAAUCCUACAUUUUGGAUGGCUUUCCCCGUAAUAGUGCCCAAGCCGAUAUUUUGGCGGCACGUGAACAAAUUGAUGCCGUUAUCAACUUGGACAUUCCACAUGAUGUGAUCAUUGAGCGUGUCAAGCAUCGUUGGAUACACGCCCCAUCUGGACGUGUCUACAAUAUAGGCUUCAACGAUCCGAAGGUGGCGGGCAAGGAUGAUAUAACUGGCGAGCCACUGACCCAACGCGAGGACGACAAACCGGAGGUGGUGUCCAAGCGUUUGCAACUCUACGAUGAACUAAUGGGUCCCGUGCUGGCCUGGUAUGCUGAACGUGGUCUGGUAACCAGUUUCAAGGGUCGCGAAACUAAGGAGAUUUGGCCACGCGUCGAACGUUUUCUUAAGGACAAAGUCAACAUGGGUUAAGAGGAGUAGGGUAUUAUGGCAACAACGAAACAAACACUUCAAUUAAGUGCACAAAUUUUAUUCAAUAUUGAUAGGCAGCUGUUGCUAAGAUGUGUUCAAUUAAGGUCUAACAUAUAUAUUAGAUUUAUAUAUAUGUUGUGCGUGAUAGAGUAGGGCUAAUAGAAGGGGGUUUACGGUUCAUUGAAACUAAUCAAAUGUAAUUGCGAAGCCUUACAAAGUAAAAACGAAUCAAAAUAAUGAAAUGUGUCCAAAUGUAUAUUUUCCUUGCCAUAUACAUGUGUAUACACUGAUUAUGAGCUAUAUAACCCAUCCAAAACAUUCCCCUAAUAAAAAGAAAAAUGUUUUGUUUUGAUAUGAAUAUUAUAUAUAUAUAGUUAUAUGUAUGUACAUACGUGUAUAAACGCUUCUAAGUAGGUGCUCUGAUAAUAAAUCAUUUCCUUUUCUUGUUUUGUAA